Molecule: messenger RNA, 1707 nt
Organism: Acaulospora morrowiae
Lineage: Eukaryota; Fungi; Glomeromycota; Glomeromycetes; Diversisporales; Acaulosporaceae
Source: the annotation of a GenBank genome assembly
AUGGCAUCGCUCACGAAUCAUUUUACAAAUAUCAUUAACAGAUAUGCACCAAUAUCCUUGGGCGCAGAUUUAUCCAAUUUUACAAGAAAUGAAAGGGUGGCGCUUUCUAAAUUGGUUGACGCCGGUAAAUUAAUCGAGAGAAUCUAUCUUCGUCAAAAAUGGAAAGGUAACGAAGCGCUCCAUAAUCAGCUGCUUAAUUCCAAUCCACGUGACGAAAAAGCCCUGUUAGUAUUUAACUUGUUAAAAGGACCUUGGGAUCGUGUUGAUGGCCUUGUCUUUCCCAAUUUUCCAAACACCCCUCCUCAUAAACCUCAGGGGGGGAAUUUUUAUCCUGAAGACAUGACCAAAGAAGAAUUUGAAUCAUGGGUCAAGACACUUCCCGAGGAACAGCAAAGAAAAGCUAAAGGAUUCUAUCAUGUUGUUAGAAGAAGGGAAGAAGAUGAUGUUGAUGGGAAAAAAGGCGAACUGUAUUUGAAACCAUAUUCUGAAGAAUACAAGGAUUUGUUGAGUGAGGCUUCGGAGUUGUUGAAGGAAUCUUCGAAGUUAGUUGAUGACAAAUCCUUGAGUACAUUCUUAAGAACUAGAGCAGAUUCAUUUUUGAGUAAUGAGUAUUUGGACAGCGAGGUUGACUGGUUGAAAAUUAGCAAAGAGAGUCGUAUCGAAGUUACUGUGGGACCUUAUGAAGUCUACACUGAUGAAUUAUUUUCCAUUAAAAGUGCUUUCGAAUUUUACAUCCAUGCUCGCGAUUUUCCGUUUUCCAAGACUUUGGAAAAGUUUUCUUCAAGCUUACAAGAAGUGGAAGAUAGUUUGCCAGUACCAGAUGAAUAUAAGAGCAAGGAUUUAAAGGCUACACCAAUUAUCGUGGUGGAUCAAUUGUUCGCGGCUGGUGAUGUGGCAGUACCGAUGACCGCCGCUUAUAAUCUACCCAACGAUGAAGAAGCCAUUAAACGUGGAGGAUCAAAGUUAGUCAUCAUAAAGAAUGUACAAGAAGGUAGUUUUCAAAACCUCGAUUUACUUUCUUCUAAUCCAAACUUAUACUAUCGAGAAUUAUCAUUAGGAAAAUACCAAAAAAUAUUGGAUCCAAUUGCUCAUUCCGUAAUUGCACCGGAUCAACUUCAAUAUUUGUCAUUUGAUGCAUUCUUUACGCACGUCCUUCUCCACGAAGUUGCUCACUCUAAUGGUCCACAUUACACUAUUGGCCCUAAUCCGGUUACAGUUAGAUCGCGCUUGCAAGAAUAUCAUUCUGCAAUUGAAGAAGCCAAAGCCGACAUAACCGGUUUAUACGCGGCAGCCCAUUUGCUAAAGAUUGGACUCUUAACUGCCCCUUCUAUUGAGCAGUUCUAUGUCACUUACCUUGCCUCUGCCUUCAGGUCUAUUAGAUUUGGAAUUAAAGAAGCCCAUGGACUAGGUCAAUGCAUACAGUUGAACUAUAUCAUUUCUCAAGGUGGAUUUGCUUAUGAUCCCGCCACAUCGCGUUUCAACGUAAACUUCUCUUCUAUAGCAUCAGCGGUAUCUAAUUUGACUCGUGAAAUUUUAAUGAUGCAAGGGGAUGGAGACAAGAACCGUGUCAAAGAAUUCAUAGAUAAGUAUGGUGGCAUCAAAAAGGAAGUCGAAGAAACUUUGGAAAGGUUGGAAGGAGAAGGAAUACCUAUUGAUGUUAGGCCUCUUUAUGAAAUUUCCCAAGAGUUAAUGAAAUAUGAAUCAUAA